This is a messenger RNA of Saccoglossus kowalevskii, 1407 nucleotides long. RefSeq names its product hemocytin-like. The record is from RefSeq and is a predicted model, not a curated record. Gene Ontology annotation, cellular component: extracellular matrix. NCBI's taxonomy places the organism in Eukaryota, Metazoa, Hemichordata, Enteropneusta, Harrimaniidae.
CGAGUACUCCUUAACGUACACUGGAAACAAACGGAACCAUGAAGAUAUACUGUUCCUUGCUAUUUGUUGUUCUAGUGUCUCAAACAAUUGCAGUACCUAAUAGGCGUGGUACGUUGGAAUGUCUGGUAUGCCGCAAACAAGACGACCUGACAGUUGCCGAGUGUGUUAAAAAUCGUGAGACUGAAACGUGCGAACAACAUAAGCCGACAUGUAUGACAGAAUUAUGGAACAAUAAUGGACGUAUUAUCUUCAGCUCCGGGUGUAAACAGAGUCGGGCUUGUUCUGAAGUAGAGGCAAAUGAGCCCAAGUCAAACCAAUGUGAUGUACAGCCGUUGCACGUCGCGACCAAGUGCCGAUAUUGCUGUACUAUCGCAGAGGAACUAGCCCCUGGUGGUUAUUGUAGAUUCCCAGCAUGGAAAAAAUGUGUCGUUAAGGGUGAUCCACAUUUCACAACCUUCGAUCAGUAUAGAUACGACUAUUCCGGGUCAUGUGCAUAUACUUUGUUACAAGACGUCAGCAACGGUCCCGGGGCCGUCCCAGCCUACAAGGUAUCGGCAACAAACAUGUUUAUAGGACGGACCGCACGCUUGGUGGAUGUGAAUAUUACAGUGGAGGGACAUGCCGUUGAAAUCGGCACUAUGAUCGGACAAAAUGAAACAACGGUGGAAAUACGGAUUGACGGCAUAUCUCCCGUAAUUAAUUCAUUUCCCUAUGAAUUGAAUGAGGGUAAAUUGGUUAUAAACAAUACGAAAGGGGGGUACAUGACUGUCAGUGCACCCAUGGCAGGAUUGAUAGUUUACUGGAACAAGAAAUACCAUCUCGAGAUAUUGCAUGACACGACAAUGGUAAUGGAAGGCAGGUUAACGAUUGGGGGCAUGUGUGGUAAUGCCAACGGUGAUAGUGAUUUUCGAGAUGAGUUGAAAACCAGAGGAGGUCAACCAGUUGAAGACGAAUCUGAAGAAUCCGUCAACAUAUUUGCAAGUAGUUGGGAAGUUACUGGAACUUGUGUUUCAGUGUGAACGAAUUGACUAUAUAUUACAAGACACUACGUACGGACCAACACUUUAAAGACGUGAAUGUAUUAUGAGGUUAUUACGAGGAUACUGCAAAGUAUGCACGAAGACAGUACAGCGGAAGUAUCGACUGACGCGCUGCGGAGGUCGAUGCGAUCGCGUACCGUCUGAGUGCAUACUUUGCAGUACCUACGUAAUAACAUUAUUAUUAUAAUAUCGUAGAAUGAAAAUACCCCGUAAAAUACCACAAAAUUAUGUCACGCUGUAAGUUAUGACGUUACGGCAACAGAUGUAUAAUAAUAUUACAGAACCGGAAGAAGCAAUUUAGUUUUCCUGACUAGGUCGUUUUGCAUGUAGAAUUGUUCAUAUGAUGAAUAAUAAAGGGUUAUAUAGA